Neurospora tetrasperma FGSC 2508 is the source of this 321-nucleotide messenger RNA. RefSeq lists its product as uncharacterized. The coding region runs from base 1 to 321 and encodes 106 amino acids. The transcript has 4 exons. Lineage: Eukaryota; Fungi; Ascomycota; Sordariomycetes; Sordariales; Sordariaceae. The record is from RefSeq and is a predicted model, not a curated record.
AUGGAUUGCCAAGUUCGCUUUGCCCAUCGGCAAAUGUUGGGAAGAGCCUCGUCCAGGUUAUUCGAAGCUCGGAGCCCGUUAUUACCGAUGGAAGGUGGUGUUCGCACAUCCGGCGCCAAGAAGAAAAAAAGCCUUGACGGCGACGCUCUCGGGCGUUUCGAUUUCAAGGGAGGUGAUGCAGUGUGGCUUAGCACCUUCCAAAUCAUGGCUUACGCAGUGGCAGCGCGUGCCUGUAAAGUGGAAACUGCAGGGUGCUGCGUGAGCGGGAGCGCCCGGCGGUUCGCUUCUCAGACCGUGUCCACUCAUGGUGAGAUCGACUAA